Hydractinia symbiolongicarpus is the source of this 3841-nucleotide messenger RNA. RefSeq names its product band 4.1-like protein 1. Gene Ontology annotation, cellular component: cytoskeleton. NCBI's taxonomy places the organism in Eukaryota, Metazoa, Cnidaria, Hydrozoa, Anthoathecata, Hydractiniidae. The record is from RefSeq and is a predicted model, not a curated record. The transcript has a single exon. The coding region runs from base 431 to 1573 and encodes 380 amino acids.
GGCCCUAAAACCCAGUAAGGACUGGCGAGUUUCUUGCUGUCCCGAGAUAUGAAGAAAUCAGAAAGCCAAAUGGAAAAGGCAACGGGGUAUUGAUUACCGGGUUUCGGGGUUCGGGGUUUGGUUCCAGGUUACGGGUCUUGAUCAUAGGAUUUGUCACAGUUGUAAACACUGCGAUGGAGAGUGAAGCAAUUUCCAUUUGUUUACAUAUCCAUGGUCACCCAUUCUAGGCAUUCCAGCUAUACUUUUAAAUAGAAAUAUCAGAAGACGUCGAAUCCAUGGAUUGGGGGUGUAGCUAUUUUAAGAAACCGACAGGCGGGAAGUUUAAUUAUAAGCAGUGGAAAUGUCGCAAAGAAGGGCACGUUUUUUUAAAAAUAGCUAUUGCUAAGUUUUCGUAUUUUUCGUUUACUUUAAAAAAGAUUGUACUUGAAGGAUGGACUUUAGCAUAAUAUUACCUAAUGGUGAAAAUAUACAUAUACAUUUGAAAUCAAAGAAAUUGAAAGGAAAUUUCCUUGUGGAAGAAACAUUUAAUGCACUGAAAAUAUCAAACGAUAGCCAAAUUUUCGGUUUACGAUACUCGGACAAAAAUGAUGCUGGUAUGAAUUGGUUACAACCGGAAGAAAACCUAAGGACACUGAAAUAUUUGCGUUCUAUCUCAGACACUGAGGAAGUUUGUUUACACUUUGCUGUGAGGGUUUAUCCAAGAAAUCCAGACUUAGCAAUAACAACUGCAGAAGGAAGACGCUUAUUCAGGCAUUUUAUGAAAGGGCUGUUGAUUAAUGGAGACUUGGGUUGCAAUGUUAAAACACAUGCUAUGCUUGAUGCCUUUAUAGCACAAGCUGAACUGGGUAAUUUUAAUGUAAAUGAAAAAGAGUAUUCUACAGAAAUGAACAAAUUCGAAAUAUUUGCUCCAACAACACUGAGUUGCAAUGAAACAAUUUCUGAAAUUAAUUAUAUGAAACUGGUAAGAGUGUAUCACAAACAAUUACAGGGUACUCGCCCAGCACAAGCAGAUAUAUUAUAUCUUAGUCUUGUUCAAAAAGUUCCCCUCUAUGGUUAUAUCAUUUACAAUAUUUGUGAUAAAGCUACAGAGAGUUUUUUCAUUGCUUUGUCAGAAAAUGGAGUUCAUUUCGUAUAUGAGUCAUAUAUUGAAAAGUUUACUCUUCCUAAAAGGAUGGAAACAUUUGCCUGGAGAGAUUUGGUUUAUUUGGAAAUUGAAAAACACAAAGUUAAAAUGGGGUUUUUCCCACAACAAGGAGACUUUGCUGAAAGACAAUUUAAAUUAAAAAGUAAAUACAGCAAUGGUGGCAUAUUUCGAUUUGAAAUGGAUUUAAAUAAAUAUAAGGAUCUGUAUCUUAAUGUUGUUGAUGGGUUAGAAGUAUUUGAUAGCCGUAAGCAAGCACAAAGAUGUUAUACUACAAAAAUACCACAACGAAAUAAAUCAUGGAACAAAAAAUUCAGCUCUUUCAGACAUUCUUUAAGAAACUCUGUAAGACGGAACAAAACGAGACACCACAGCAACUAUGAGGGGACGAAAUUUGUUGAGCAUGAUAAACGAAGAAUUCAUUCGGAGUAACAUUUCUCAAUAUUUGUAUAAUACCUUAAGCAUGUGAAUGAGUAAUUGUACAAAUAUUUAAAGUAAAAUGGCUUAUUUUAAGAAUUUUUGUUUACAAUGUGAGUUUGAGAUGUUUACAAAAUUUAAAAAACAUCUGCUCUUAUAAUACCCAGGAGUUAAUAAUAAAAAUAAAAACAUUGAAAAAGUAAUAUAAUAUCCUGUACUGUUUUCCAUAUAAGGAUGUGUUAUAACAUGAAUAGGAAUUUUUGUGAGAAAUCUAGUCUAGGUUGUGUUUGUUACAAAAAUUCUUGAUUCCUUAAAGGGGAUUGAAUUUCACAAACCUGCUAGAUCUCAUAAAAUUUCAUUAAAAACACGCCAGGCUUUAUCUUUGUGUCCAUUUUCUAAUAAUUUUACAGUAAAUUACAGAAUUUGAGAACUAGUUCUGAAAAACUUAACUAGAAAUUUUCUUGCAAAAUUAAAUUCUGUGAAUUGUUAAAUUUGCGUUCAAUUUAACGGUAUUCUUCUCUCGUCUGGUCUGGUUAUUAUUUUUAUAAUUUGGAAGUUCUCAACCAAUUAUAUUUUUAAUUUAAAUCUUGAAAGUACAUUUGCUAUAUAAACGAAUGCGAUUAUUAAAAUUUUUUAUUCUGGUUUAUUCUAUAUAGAUGAUCAAUGAAAUAGCGAUCACUAAAAGUUAUUUGAUUAGUGAUCAUAUUGUGUUUUAUAUAUUUAUUAUUUAUAUUUGUUACAUGAAAUUAUCUUGUAGUCUAUGGUUACAAAUUUAGCUAGCCCCUCUAACAAUAUCAGAUAAUUCUGAAACCUGAAUAUUGUUUUGUAUUUCAACCUCGAAUGUGUACACAAUUGUGACAGUGAUUUUAUUAUAAAAGUUAUUAAACUUGGUGCAUUUUUGAAAUGUGUUUCGUUAAAUAUUUUUUUUCACGUAUAUUUUUAUGUCAAAAAUUUUAUUUAUUUUCUUUCUCUUUUUUUUUUGCCAAAACAUAAAUUAUUAGAAGCUGGUAAUAAAUCCGAAAUGACCAUUACGCUUUUUUAUUGUUUUUCUCUCUGUCUGGUAAUCUUCAGGGUUUUUCUAUAUGAAAACGGUAAGGCGGAAUAAAUUUAGGUUGCACGAGAAAAAAUGGGAUAUAAAAGAGCAGAGAUACACUAAGACCGUUUUUGGCGCACCUACAUGCACUUGUGGGAGCAUCGGUGAAUACCCCUCUAUCAGUCCCUCACCCAACACCUAUAUUGAGUAUCCAUGCACAGUUGUAAACAUGGCACAUACAUCUAUGUUCAACGCUCCUACACCACGUAACAGUGACUACUUGUAUACAUCCAUCAUUCAUUCAGUCCCACACUCGCUGCUCAUCGUAUCGAUCAAAGCACACUUGUGAACAUCGGCCAAUCUUUCAUUCAAAACACGUUGCUACCCCACUUUUUGGCGCAGUUCCAUGAACAUCAAUGAAUCCCGCCCUAAAUCCACUGCUAACCGCCUCGAUUAGCUGCUCAUUGUCUAUAUCAGCGCAUACUUGUUAACUUUGGCGAAUACUUGAUGCAUACAACGUGUGAGAACCAUCAAAAGUUGUGACCGCGCGUUCGCGAAGACUUCUACUAUAGUCAUUGACUCCUUAUUUAUUAGAAGAGUUAAACAAGAAGUCUAAGCCUUGUUUAAUGAAGCAUAUGCCCGAAACUCAUAAACACUUUGUCCCAUCCAAUUCACAUGGUUUUCACGGCGGGCUAUUUCCCGUGUGAAAAUGCUUAACUCGUAUUUUUCAAACGGCCUGGCUAUUUUGUCAAGGAUUGUUACAUGGAGUUUGCGCCGCAAUUCGACACUCCUUCAAUUGCAACCUAGGUUUUCACAAUAGCAGGUACAACAGCAGCGCGAUGGAGAGAUUUGUAGAAAAAUAAAAAUGGCUACCUGGCUAAACACACUGAAAGGUUGCUGCAAGUGUUUAAAGUUUUGAUUUGGUAUAUAACGAGUAAAAAAUGGAUAAAUUAUUGUUAUUUUAUGGCUUUCGUAGCUACCGUUACUCAUUAUUGCAUAUAAUAAAAAAUAAAAAGAAGAUGGGAUGGAGGCAGCACAGCUAGCUAGCUGCCAGAACACACAGGACAGUCAAACAACAAAAACUACUUUUGUGACACAUUGUAUCUCAAUAUGAAGCAAAUAAUAACACAACAACUCUGUUUAAAUAAAACAUAUGAACUAUGAAAACUUUUUUUUAAUAAAAUAUAAACUAUCAUAUAGCUAGUGUUUUAUAACAUCUAUUCACAGAAAAAAAUGAUGAUGAUCUAGAA